AUGGUGCGCCUGCUGAACUACCUCAUGCUGGGGUACCUGACCUGGAAUCUACGGAUAUCAGACGCACAAGGAGAGUACUGCCAUGGGUGGCUGGACAGUAAUGGAAAUUACCACGAGGGCUUUCAGUGUCCGGAGGACUUUGACACCAUGGACGCAACCGUGUGCUGCGGGUCUUGCUCCCUGCGGUACUGUUGCGCGGCCGUGGACGCACGGCUGGACCAGGGAAGCUGUACCAACGACAGAGAACAGGAGAACACGGAGUUUGCAGCGCGUAAGUUUAGACUUCCAAAGCAUGCAGAGCCUGGCAGGAGUGGACAAGUUAAUGCACAAGUAACUUCAAUAUAAAACAUUACACUUGGGAGUGUUGUUAUUAUGUUACAGUCAAAGAUUUCAAAUGUUCAAUAAAGAUUUUAUAUAGUGAAAUAUUUCAAUAUAAAAAAUUGUAUCUAGACACUUUUAACGAGCCCUGUCACUCAAGAGUCAUGUUUGUCACCAUUCAGCCACUUCUGGUCAUUGCCAGGCAUGUAGCCAUAGCAUAAUAUAUUUCAUUAUAAAACGUUUUUGUUUUCAAUCGGUUUUAGUUAUAGUCUAUAUUAACAUUAAAUAUAACCUAUAAAUCCAUAACCUUUUGGCCUAUUUAAAAAUAAUAAUUUAGAAGCCAAAAAUGACUUAGGCUAUCUAUCAUAUAAUGCAAUCAAAGAAAAUACAAAUUAAUGGUAUUAUCUUUCAUCUAUCAAGGCCUAUAUUUUGUUUUCAUAAGCAUAUUGUACAAAUAAUCUCAUUAAAAUGUAUGUUGUCAUUUUCAAACCUAACAUAAGCACUAAAAGUAACUUUUCAUUGAGUUAUAGCGAUGUAAUAGCUGUAUCAAGAUGCAGAAAUGACAGCCUAUCUUGAUUUACAGAGAAACUUUGUGGGGAAAUAAAGCAAUAAGAAGCUCCGAUUCCAUGCAUGUGGUGCACCUGUUUUUUGGCUUGGGCUUCAUUUGACCUCAGGUUAGGUACACUGUGGGCAUGCGAUACACCUGGAGAGUGUCACCAUACAUUCCUCGAGUUACACGAUAUGCAAGAAUAAACAUUGUGUGAUACUACCUCAGACCUGUGUGAAAAGAAAUGGAUUGAGUUUGACCACUAGGCCCUAUAUAAACCAUGCAAAAUUGUAACAAUCAUGCAAUUUAAAUUAUAAUUCUGCACACCAAUGGCAGAAUAGCCUAUCCAAAGAUGCCAUCAGAUUGUGUAUUUGAUACCUUAGGCUAUUUCACGAUACUUCACAAUAUUUUGGCACACAUUUACAUUACGCUCUUUUCCAGAGCGACUUACAGUUUAUUUUUUCAUACUGGCCCCCCUUGGGAAUCGCACCUGUGUAGCAGAGGUUAUUAGCUUAUAAUUAAACUGAAUUUAGGCAUACAUUUUAAAACUAAUUUCACCAAAUCUCAAUUUAAUUGGUCUCCCGAGUUGCUAAGCCCUAGCUGGCGUGGUCAAUACAAUUUCCUAUUUUUUAUGAAAAUAAAUCAUCUUAAAAUAAUUUCCUUCCCUGGCGCCAAUUGCCAUUUUAAAGUGUAAUCUGAACGUUUAAUCUAAGUUUUGGAAAAAUGUCUUCAGACAAAAACGCUUCUGUUAAAUUAUUUGAAUAACCAACAUUCACACUAACUGUUGAAUAGUCCAAUUCAGCCCUAAAACAAUCAAAAUCAAGACAUUGACUCAACAACACCUAAGAAAUAAAAGGCUAAAUGAUAGGUCUAUUAGUGACUACACAACAGAUGGUUUUGUCGGUGCAUGUGGGUUACAUGCAAUUAAAAAAAGUAAUAUAAACAUGCCUUUUAACACUUUGAAUACAUUGUAUUGACAGCCUAACGGUAGUUGCUUAUUGUUAUAGUAGCAAAAUGUUUAUUUUUUUUGCAGCACUGCUUUGCAUUGUAUAAUUCACCUCAGUAGUCUACUUACAUUCUGUUGUGUAAACGUUUACUACCAGAAUGACAUUAAAAUGGGCUAUUGAAAAUAGUUAAUGUAAAUAAAUACUGUAUAUUAAGGGGAUUUAGGAAAGGAUGAGUAAAGAGUAACAUUUCACCUUUUGUCUUCAAAAAUGUCCUUUCUCCUGAAUCCCUUUCCAUAAAAAAGGUGUACUUCUGGAUUCUGUAGAAAACAGAAAGAGAACAAAUUACUUAACACAUGCAUAUCUUAUUCAAUCAAGAUGUGUUCCCAUAGGUCUGUACACAUUUGCAAUACAGGUUAUUAUGCACACUUGGUAUCACACAUAUUUUCACUGACUCCAUAUAGGGUUAAGUAUAAACUCCACUUCUUAUUGGCCCGGUUUCCAUGAGCUAAGCACAGGUCUGUAAGUGAUUGAUAGGUGUAAGCAAUGUUACCACCCUAUUACUUUCACCAAUCAAAACAGUAUUCAGAUCUGUGAUUACUGCAUGGUAAAAUGAUGCAUUUUCAAGUAUUCCAACAGGUAUUCAAGUUAUCAAGUAUUCAAGUACAAGUAUCCAAACACCUGUCCCUCCUUGCAGAGCCCAUCUACGUGCCCUUCCUGAUGGUGGGCUCCAUCUUCGUGGCCUUCGUGGUGGUGGGCUCCCUGGUUGCUGUCUACUGCUGCACCUGCCUGCGUCCUAAGCAGCCCACCCAGCAGCCUAUCCGUUUCCCCCUGCGCAGCUGCCAGGCCGAGACCAUCCCCAUGAUCCUGACCACUGCGCCACCCAGCCUGCGCACCCCCUCGCGCCAGUCCAGCACGGCCACCACCAGCUCCAGUUCGGCCGGUGGGGGCAGCUCGGUGCGCCGCUUCUCCCUCGGAGGUCAGGGGCAGCAGCAGCACGGGUGCUUGGUGUCAGCGUCUGCAUCCUUCUCCCCCUCCACGCCCCAGCCGCUGCUGCCACCACCCCCCUACACCUCCCCCACGGCCUGCAUGCCAGGCGGCUGCCAGCAACCCCAUCCCCACCCCUCCGCCCACCCUCACCCCCAUGCCCAGCUGCAGCUGCACCAGUCCAUGCACCCACACCAACACCCACACCCGGCCCAGGGCACGGGCUUCCUGCUGCCCCAGCAGUACUUCAUCCCCCUGCAGCCGGAGCCCUUGUCCGGGGCCAAGGGCUUUGCAGACUUUGGACAGAGCUGA
Messenger RNA from Coregonus sp. 'balchen', 3108 nucleotides. NCBI's taxonomy places the organism in Eukaryota, Metazoa, Chordata, Actinopteri, Salmoniformes, Salmonidae. The record is from the annotation of a GenBank genome assembly.